AUGACGUUUGAAGACGUAUGCACAGCCUUCCUAACAACCAAAGCAGUAACAUUUAAUCCCUGCCCAGAGUCUUGGUACUUACAUGGACGUUCUUGCUAUGCUUUUGUCAGAGAUCUCAAAACUGACUGGAUUGAAGCGGGGGCGUUUUGUCAGAGGUUUUCUUCUCAUCUAGCAGAAAUCGAUACACAGGACGAAGAUAAUUUUCUGCGACACCAUAUAUCAUCAAGUCAUGAUACUUACUGGGUGGGUGCAACAGACGCGUUUGCAGAAGGCCAGUGGGUAUGGGUGACGAGACAGCGCCCGUUCACAUACGUAGGCUGGUCUCCAGGGGAACCAGUUAAUGGUGUUAGUGCAGCGUGCAUGACUCUGGCGGGAAAUUUAAACCAUCACUGGAACGAUGAUUAUUGCGAUAAAAAAUACAGCUUCAUAUGUGAAAAAGAAAUUGAACUUGCCAUGCACGGGGACUUGGUUGGAUGAAUUUUCCAUUAUGGUGCC
This is a messenger RNA of Saccostrea echinata, 495 nucleotides long. RefSeq names its product perlucin-like. Lineage: Eukaryota; Metazoa; Mollusca; Bivalvia; Ostreida; Ostreidae. The coding region runs from base 1 to 477 and encodes 158 amino acids. The record is from RefSeq and is a predicted model, not a curated record. Gene Ontology annotation, molecular function: signaling receptor activity. The transcript has 5 exons.